AUGAACGAAAAAGAGAAGGAGCGGAAACAUUUCCAGUGCGUCUUUCCUGUCGACAAACAGCGGAUUCUGCUUGUCGACCCCGAAAAAUACGAGAACAACAUCUUACGACAAAAUCGACAGCACGAACGCCAGUUCUCCUUUGACGCCGCAUUUGGCCCGAACUCAAGUCAGGAAGAUGUCCAUGCAGCAACAACAGGUCCACUUGUUGACAGUGUCGUCGAUGGAUAUAAUGCAACGGUCUUUGCCUAUGGGGCCACAGGUGCCGGGAAAACGUACACAAUGAUUGGCACCAAAGAACGGCCCGGGUUGAUGACGUUGCUCACGAAAAGUUUGUAUGAGAAGAUUAAUUUGAAUGAAUGCGAAGUGUUAUUAUCGUAUUUGGAAGUUUAUAAUGAAGUUAUCCGGGAUUUGUUAAACCCCGCCUCGGGUAUCCUGGAACUUAUGGAAGAUGAAAAAGGAAACGUCCGAGUACCUGGUCUCGCCACUGUCAAAGCACCAAAUGUAAAUAGGAUCAUGCAAAUAUUACAAGAAGGCAAUCAACGUAGAACCCAGGAAGCAACGGACGCAAACAAAACGUCAUCACGGAGUCAUGCGCUGCUACAGGUAUCCCUUGUCAAAAACGGAUCGCAACACGGGAAAUUGUUUUUGAUCGAUCUGGCAGGGAGCGAGAGGGCUGCGCAUACAAAUAAUCGUGGCCAAAGAUUAAAGGAGGGAGCGGCUAUUAACAGAUCGUUACUAGCACUUGGAAAUGUUAUUAAUUCAUUAAGUUCCAAUAAUAAACCCAAAUAUGUUAACUACCGAGAUAGUAAAUUAACGAGGUUAUUAAAGGAUUCGCUGGGUGGUAAUGCGAGAACCUGCAUGAUUGCACAUGUGACAAGCGCCAGUGGACAUUAUGAAGAAACUUAUAACACAUUAGUAUAUGCAAGUCGGGCAAAGAAUAUUAGUAAUCGGAUAACAAGAAAUCGCCCGCAUUCCGCUGAUCAAGCCUACAACGACGCAAAAUCAAGAAUCGAGAAAGAAUUGGACCAACGGAUGACGCACGCCAUUUCUUCGAAUCAAAUCGCCCAAAUGGACACAGGGAAAACCACAAUACGAUGGAAUACCAACGUCAACCCAAACCGAAUAACGUAUCAAAACGCUAAUUUAAGCAGUCGCCGACCGUCAGAGAACAAAAAUACACCACGUCAACCACAAUUUUCAUCGCUGUUCGGCCAAUUAAAAGAUCAGUAUUUGACGCUCAGCGAUAAACAAAAUAAAUUACGGGAACGCUUGCUGAAGGCAAAUCAAGAGGCGUAUGAUGUUGAAAUGUCUCGUACCUCCAAGUUGGCGAUAUUGGCCGCGUGGGAAAAGGCGAAGGAAGGGAAUGCAAAGCCGACGACCAUUGACAGCAUUGAUCGGCUGCAGAAGGAUGUCGAAGAUUUGGAAGCACGAUUGAACGGUUUGACAGAUAAUCGACGAAAAAUUGAACGGGCAUUAAGGAAAGGGAAUGAUACAGCUAAAAGCAUCGAAUCAAGAAUGAGAGCCCUGGCAGCUACACCCGAGCAGAGGGAGAUGAUUGAAUUAGCUGUCAAGAUGGCCCGGAUAGAAGCUGAAAAAGUAUCUGUCGAGAGCGAUCUGGCACUACAGAAUAUUCUCAUAAAACGAACCGACUGCUCCAUGACAAAAUUACAAAAAUAUGAAAGUGUUGCGGAUAAAUUGAUAGAAGGAGAUCUGAAUGAAAAAGACCGUGAACAACUGGAGCACGAAUAUCGCAUCGUGAAAAACCAAUUUCACUACACGCUCGUUCCGUUGAAAAAUGUGCAGCCACCAGCCUCGUGGAAUUCCCAAUUACUUCUUCCCAAGAUCCCGGCAGCUACAACUGAUGAUCUCGGGAAAACGUUUGUUGUUUCGAAGAAGAAGCGAGGCAGCAUUCAAUUGCCGUCAAUUAGCAGUCACAACGAUAGUUCUGGAGUGGAUUCGAAUAGUGAUUCGAUGAGCGAGACUACUCCAAGCUCACCAUCGUCAGUGCACCUACCAAAAAUC
Mesorhabditis spiculigera is the source of this 2022-nucleotide messenger RNA. The record is from the annotation of a GenBank genome assembly. Lineage: Eukaryota; Metazoa; Nematoda; Chromadorea; Rhabditida; Rhabditidae.